Rotaria sp. Silwood1 is the source of this 1536-nucleotide messenger RNA. The record is from the annotation of a GenBank genome assembly. Lineage: Eukaryota; Metazoa; Rotifera; Eurotatoria; Philodinida; Philodinidae.
AUGGAAACAAGUUCAUCAAUGCCAGCUAUCUGGAAUGAUCAAUUCCGAUCAGAUGCCAAACAAAUAGUUCGUUUAGCUCUUCCAUAUAUAUUUAGCUAUGUUCUGGAACUAUUGCUUAUGCCAACAGUUUCUAUUAUUUUUAUGGGAUGGGUCGGUCAAGUAGAAUUCAAUGUGUGUGCAAUAGCACGAAUUUUCUAUUUACUAUUUGGGUCUGCCGGUCAUUUGGGUCUGACAUUUGCCUGUGACACUCUACUAAGUCAAGCUUAUGGUGGUAAUAAACGUCAAAUGGGGAUUGUACUUCAACGAGCCAUAUUGAUCGCAAUGUAUAUUGUUAUAUUCUCAUGGAUAUUUUUGAUUAAUAUUCAAUAUUUGACGCGAUUUAUAAAAAAUGAUGAACAAUAUAUUCAGUUGAUAAACGAAUAUUUGACAUUUGCAAUAGUGACAGUACCCUUCGAAGCAUUCUCGAUACUUGUUCAAAAAUUCACAGUGAACCAUGGCAUAACAUGGCCACUUUUAGUCGUAAAUACAAUCGGUAACAUAAUUAAUAUAAUAGCUCAUUAUAUUUUGCUGCACAUAUUUAAUCUGGGUGUUCGAGCGCCUCCAAUCGCUUUUAGCUGUGCUUAUUUGAGCAUGGCUGUAUCAUGUAUUAUAUAUAUUCGUUGGUCAUCGAUCGCAAAAGAGACAUGGCAUUCACCAACGAGAGAUUGUCUCCAAGAAUGGAACAUGUAUUUGAAACUCGGCAUACCUGGUAUAAUAAUAAAUUUUAUUCAAUCCCUUGUUUAUGGUGGUUCAGUUUUACUAUCGAUCUUAUUUGGUGCAGAUGCAGUAACAGCACAAGGUGUCGUCUUUCAUGUUGAUUUCUUUCUCUUUCUCAUUUCGCUUGCAUUUGCUGGUAGUUCUAAUAUUGUUAUUGGACGAUAUCUUGGAGCUCAACAAUAUGAUAAAGCACAACAAGCUAAGAAUGUCGUUUAUAGAGUAGCAUUAAUUGCUAUUCUUCUUAUUCUGAUAUUUGGUUUUUCUCUGUGGUAUUGGAUUCCAUAUUUAUUUCAUACACCUGAAUCAGCUCUAAAACAAACACGAAAAUUAUUGGCUAUUGUUAUCGGUUUUUGUGGACUUGAUUUUUAUCAUUUAUCACAAGCAAGUAUGCUUAAAGCGUGCGGUAAACAGCAUUUCGAUGCUUUUGUUUCAUUUUUGACAUAUGUGAUUCUGGGAGUUCCAUCUGGAAUUAUUUUUAUUGCUGUGUUACAUCUUGAAAUGAUCGGCUAUUGGUCAGCUCUUCUUUUAUCACUCUUGGUCACGAAUACUGUCUAUUUUAUUUAUAUUCGACAUAUCAAUUGGCAAGAACAAGCAGAAACAGCUCAACAACGUGUUUCUGGAAAUAUUAAUACGGAUGAACAAACAAUGCCGCUAAUCAAUUCUCAUAGGCAACAGCCAGAACGAUUAUUUGACUUAAUCAAAUAUAAACUACUUGUCUUUCUUUUAUUCCUAUCUCUAUUUAUUUGUUCUGUACUUCUAUCGCGGAAAUUUCACAAAUAA